AUGGCGCUCAAAACAUCGCUUGAAUUGGUUCUGGACAAAGUCAGGGGGGAUGGGACGGGGGGCCUGAGGCUGGGAGGGAGCAAGAAUCGUGUGGCGGCGCGGGACGAGGUUCGUGAGCCGCUGCCGGCGGGCGCAAGCGUGCGCGGGGUGGAGUGGAGGUCGAUCUUCGGGGAGCCGCAGAAGAGCAGCCAGGGGUUGGACGAGGACGGGAAUCCGCUGUGCAAGAUGUGCCAGAAGAUCUGCAGGGGCCGCUUCGCCAAGUUCCCCAAGAAAAUGGCCGACCUCUUUUGCACGCUGACCUGCGCGGAUCAAUACUCGACUCGCACGAGCAGCGCCCACAACCGGCGGCGGCUGUUCGAACUAGAGCGGGGGGUGUGCUCCAUGUGCAACCUGGACUGCCACAAGAUGGUGACCACUCUGAAGGGCCUGUCUGACGCGCAGCGCCGCAAGUCCAUUUUCGAGAUGGCUCCCGCGUUCCUGGACUACCCCAAGAAACUAGACUAUCUGCUGGCCAACUUUAACGAGGGCAACGCCUGGCACGCGGAUCACAUCGUUGCCGUCUACGAGGGCGGGGGCGAGUGCGACUUAGAGAACCUGCGCACGCUGUGCGUCCCCUGCCACGCCAAGGUGACGUCAGAGCAGACGAAGCGGCGCGCUAGUGAGGCGCGCCUGGCAAAGAACGACGACCCGAAGCAGCGGAAGCUCAGCUUCGUGCCACGUGUCAAGAAGAAGCGGCCCGCGGAGUUCGUCGACCUGGGGAGCGACGAGGUGCGGACACGUGGAUAUGGUGUCUCUUGCACAGCUGUGUUCCUCUCGGGAGCCAAUGCAUUCGCCACUAGUUUGAAAGGACUGGAGGAUCACGAUUGGCUCCGCCUCAGUUCGUUCUUAUGGGACUUACGAGACUUGGCUCGCCCCCGAGAUGCCUUGUCUCGCCUCCUGCGGUCCUCGAUCAGAAACGACAGAAAAGAGUCUCUAGACGCAAGCGCGCUCACAACGGGGUCCAUCCAUCCAUUUCAGCCUCUCUCAAUGCUGGAAUUCUCUAAUGACUGCAGCGCAGGAAGCGUCUCCGCUCGCAAAAGGCCUCGUCUCGCCUCCUGA
This is a messenger RNA of Klebsormidium nitens, 1098 nucleotides long. Lineage: Eukaryota; Viridiplantae; Streptophyta; Klebsormidiophyceae; Klebsormidiales; Klebsormidiaceae. The record is from the annotation of a GenBank genome assembly.